UGUCUGCGGCUAUUCUAAUAGCGUACGCUUUUAUGGCUGCAGUUAUUACGAAAACCAACACGCCACCAGAAUCUCAUUACACGAAAAAUGGACAGCCGCCGAACGAAUACGAUUUCAUAAUUGUGGGCGGUGGAACGGCUGGCUGUUUGGUUGCAAACAGACUGUCGAAGGAGGCUCAUCUCAAAGUGUUACUGAUCGAGGCUGGUGGGGUCGAGAAUGACGUCACGGAAAUCCCUGCGUUCGCUCUAGUAACACUGGGAGGACCAACUGAUUGGAAAUACAAGACUGUGCCACAGAAGCACUCCUGUAAGGCAUUGAAGGAUAAUGUAAGCGUGUGGAACAGGGGUAAAGUUCUUGGCGGCACCAGUGUCCUGAACUUCAUGUUCUACGUGCGCGGUCACAAGGAGGAUUUCGACAAGUGGGAGAGAGAAGGAGCUACUGGAUGGUCUUACAAGGACGUCCUGCCUUACUUUAAAAGCAUCGAGAAUUUCACGGUGUCUGAAGACAAUGGCAACGAGGUUGCCGACAAGGCAGCAAAAGCAGCAUUGCAGAAGACCAGGCUUAGUGCCAUACCCUUCUCAAAGGCCGACAGCAAAAUCCAUCUGAAGAACACGAUUCAACAACUCACUAGAAACCUCUGGAAGGCAUCUCUACGGCCCGCAGAUUACCUCUCUACAAUAGAUCCAGCUUUCCACGGCCACGAAGGCGAGGUCACAAUUACCCAUCCUGUAGUGAAGUCUAACCUCAGUGACGCCUUCCUAGAAAGCUGCAAGGAGAUUGGUUACGAUCAAGUUGACUAUAAUGGAGACACUCAAAGGGGGUGUUCGAGACCGCAGCUUACCAUCAAAGACGGCCGCCGUGUGAGUGCCAGCAAAGCAUUUAUAAGGCCUGUUGUGGCAAAUCGCUCCAAUUUGCAUGUAUCGCUUCAUAGCUUUGUGAAGAAGAUAACAUUUGAUACAGACAAGAAAGCUACGGGGGUUGUGUUCGAGAAGAAUGGGAUUGAGUACGCAGUAAAGGCUGCGAAAGAAAUCAUCUUAUCAGCCGGCACCAUUGGUACACCUCAUAUCCUCCUUUUAUCAGGUGUGGGUCCGAAAACGCACCUGAAAGAUAAAAAGAUUAAUCUGGUGGCUGACCUCCCUGUGGGAGAGAAUCUUCAGGAUCACGUAGGUAUUGGUGGGUUGGCAGCAACAACAGAACAAGAGUACGGCCUGGACAUGAGUAGUGCCUCAUCUUUCAUUCACUAUGGAACGAGAGCAUAUGGCCCUCUAGCGACUCCAGGAGGUGAAGUCUUAGGCUUUAUGAGCUCCACACACACCAAUGACAGUUACCCUGACGUGGAACUCCUGUUUGCCAGUGGAAGCCCGGCUCGGCCACAAGCGCAAAUGCUCUAUACCGGUGGCGGACUUCAACAAACUAUUUACGAUCAAUAUUACCUACCGAAUCGUGGCAAACCAGGAUUCAUGAUCAUUCCCGUUUUGAACAGGCCAAAGUCGACUGGUACAAUUAAAUUAAACACUUCUGAUCCACGCGACUAUCCCAUCAUCGAUCCGAAAUAUUAUUCCCAUGAAGAGGACAUAAAGGUGGCAGCCGAAGCCGCAGAGUUAGUCCUCAGGGUCAUGAACACUACCGCCAUGAGAAAAUUUGGGACUGCGCCAUGGAGUAUUCCGUUUCCGGGAUGCUCAGCAGACAUGUACACCAAGGAGUACCUGAAAUGCCUGCCGAGACAGCAGACUCUGACGGGCUGGCAUUACGUAGGCACCUGCAAGAUGGGUUGUGACGACAACGCAGUCGUGGAUCCCUGGCUCAGGGUACGAGGUGGUGUGAAGAACUUACGUGUAGUGGACGGGUCCAUCAUGCCAACCAUCGUCACGGGAAAUGUCCUGGGAGCCAUAUACAUGAUUGCAGCCAAAGGAGCAGAUAUGAUACUUCAAGACCACGAAUUACCGCCGUUUGUUCAAGUUAAUAAACAAUCUGUUUCAUAA
Messenger RNA from Ornithodoros turicata, 1982 nucleotides. RefSeq names its product glucose dehydrogenase [FAD, quinone]-like. Lineage: Eukaryota; Metazoa; Arthropoda; Arachnida; Ixodida; Argasidae. Gene Ontology annotation, molecular function: oxidoreductase activity, acting on CH-OH group of donors; flavin adenine dinucleotide binding. The coding region runs from base 33 to 1982 and encodes 649 amino acids. The record is from RefSeq and is a predicted model, not a curated record. The transcript is spliced from 12 exons.